Podarcis lilfordi (Lilford's wall lizard) is the source of this 7742-nucleotide messenger RNA. The record is from the annotation of a GenBank genome assembly. NCBI's taxonomy places the organism in Eukaryota, Metazoa, Chordata, Lepidosauria, Squamata, Lacertidae.
AUGGUUGCUCCAUGGGGUGACUCUUCCUCAGUGGGGAGAAAGCAGCUGCUGCAGCUGAUCGUGCUUCACACAGCCUGGUUGAUGGGGAGCGGCCAGCUCCAUUAUUCCGUGCCUGAGGAAUCCCAGCAUGGCACCUUCGUGGGCCGCAUCGCCCAGGAUCUGGGGCUGGAGGUGGAUGAGCUUAUGCCUCGGAUGUUCCGGAUGGAGUCUGAAGAUCAUGGGGACUCUUUUGAGGUAAAUGUCCAGAAUGGGAUUUUGUUUGUUAAUUCCCGGAUAGACAGGGAGGAGCUGUGUGCCAAGAGCCCUUUGUGCUCUGUUCACCUGGAGGUGAUUGUGGAUAAGCCUCUGAGGGUCUUCCAUGUAGAGGUGGAAAUCAAGGACAUAAAUGACAAUUCUCCUGUUUUCUUGGCAAGUAAACAGUCCCUCAGUGUUGCAGAAUCAAUGCUGCCUGGUACACGUUUUCCUCUGAAGGGAGCCUCAGAUGCAGAUGUUGGUGUUAAUGCUCAACUGAAGUACAAGCUUAAUUCCACAGAAUAUUUUGUUAUUGAAGAAAAAAUAAAUGACCAGCAGAGUGUAUCAUUGGCACUUGUUUUAAAUAAACCUCUGGACAGAGAGAAAAUCCCUGUGCAUCGUUUAGUGCUAACAGCUACUGAUGGGGGUCAACCGGAACUCACAGGCACAGUCCACCUUGAGAUCACUGUGAUGGAUGCAAAUGACAAUGCACCUGUAUUUAAUCAAUCUGUUUAUAAGGUGAAAUUGUUAGAAAAUGUGGCAGAUGGAACAUUGGUUAUUCAUCUCAAUGCAACAGACUUAGAUGAAGGAACUAAUAAAGAAAUCACCUACUCCUUCAGUAAUAAUGUUCCUUCCAAUAUAUUUAGUAUACAGUCAGAUACAGGUGAAAUCAGGGUAAAAGGGAAAGUGGAUUUUGAAGAUAUUAAUAUGUAUAAUGUUGAAAUUGAGGCAAAAGAUAGAGGUAGCCCACCUUUGUCUGGGCACUGCACUAUCCUUAUUGAAAUUUUAGAUGUAAAUGACAAUGCUCCUGAGAUGUCAUUGAAGUCCAUGCUGGUGCCUUUGCCUGAAGACUCCUCGCCAGGGGCAGUGGUAGCCCUGAUCAGCAUCUCAGACAAGGAUUCUGGAUCCAAUGGCCAAGUGAGCUGCUCUCUGUGGCCCACUGGGCUUCCAUUCAAGCUGGUGCCCACCUUCAAAAAUUACUACUCACUAGUGCUAGCUGAACUUGUGGAUCGAGAGCAGGUGGCUGAGUAUGGACUGGUGGUUGUGGCCCAGGAUCAAGGGGUUCCAUCAUUAUCAGCAAGUAGCAGCCUAGUGGUGCCCAUUAGUGAUGUGAAUGACAAUGCACCUGCUUUUGCUCAGCCAUUCUAUACGGUCUUUGUGAAGGAGAAUAAUCCACCUGGUGCCCAUAUCUUUACAAUGUCUGCCUCAGAUCCAGACGUGGCUGAGAAUGCCCUAGUCAGCUAUUGGCUUGAUGAGAAGCUCUGGUCGCUGUCAAGCUACAUCUCGGUGCACUCAGAAAGCGGCAAGAUCUAUGCACUGCAGUCCUUAGACUAUGAAGAGAUGAAGUUGCUGGAAUUCCAGGUGAGGGCCAAGGAUGCUGGGCUGCCCUCUUUGUGCAGCAAUGUGACAGUGCAGGUGUUUGUGGUGGAUGACAAUGACAAUGACCCAACAGUAUCUGGACAAGGGGAGGCCCCUGUCAAGCUGGUGGUCCCUGUCAUGGCUGGCCACUUAGUGAGCAAGAUCCAUGCCCUGGAUGCUGACUCAGGCUACAAUGCAUGGCUACGCUACGAGUUGCAUGAAUUGACCAGUGGCCCCUGGCAAGUGGGACUGUACAGUGGUGAGAUAAGUACCAGACGUGCCCUGAAUGAGGCAGAGGGCAGCAGCAGCCAUAGUUUGCUGGUGUUGGUGAAGGACCAUGGGAAGCCACCGCGAUCAGUUACAACUACAUUGAGUGUGUCUCUGGUGCCAAACACCCAGAUGUUCCACGAUGAUGUCCAUCUUCCCAGGAUGGGAGGUGGUUCAGGACCCCUGGUGGACAAUGUCAACAUCUACCUAAUCAUUGCCAUCUGCUCAGUGUCCAGCUUGUUCCUGCUUGCAGUCAUCUUAUAUGUGGUUCAGCGAUUCCACAGGCAAGCAGAGGAGACAAUGGUGUAUGGUCCCGGCACAGCCACGCUGGUGUGUGCAAGUGAAGUGGGCAGUUGGUCUUACUCAAAUCGCCAUAGCCACAUUUUGGCAGGAGUGAGUGGAGAGGCUGGAGCCAAAAGUGAUCUCAUGGUUUUCAGCCCCAACAUUCCUGUCUUUGCAGAGAAUGGGGAUGUAGGGAUUAUGACGGAGGUGGUCCCUAAUUCAUCUGGGCAGGUGAGUCUCUACUAUUCAUUUCAGUUUGUCAUGUGAUGUACCUGUCUUGGGAGUAUGUUUCAAAUACUCACUUGGAUAUAAUAGCAUGAUUUCAAUGUUUAAAAAUGACCUGUUUGUUCGUUUUCUUGGUGGUAGAAGAGUAAUAUAGCUUUGGUUAUAGAUUAGCCACCUGGGUCCGGGAAUUCCAGCACAAACACAACUUGAUGGAAUAAUUUCUGCUCAUUAUAAAACAUGUUACUUGAAUAUAUAGUCAUGCAGAAUAUUUUGAGCUCUGACCAGGAAAUCAAAGAAUACACUGAGCUUUGCAGAAUGCCUUGAGCUUUGAUCAGGAAAAGAGAUUUAAAGAUAUUGGGCAGCAUUGCUGUUUGAAAUAAUAUUGUAGUAAUUAUGUUUUGGCAAUAGCGUCUGGAACCCAGUUAGCCUACUUCAUCUCAGUUGUUAAUGAAAUAUUUUAAAUGCAUAAAAACUCUAUAUUAGAUACAUAAGAGCACACAUUAUUAAAACUCCAACUCCACUUUUUUCCAUUCUGAAACCUAUUUCCUCAUCUACAUGGAUUCUCUUGCCUCUGAGAAAUGUAAUCUUCCCUCACAAGCCAAACCUCCUGCCAAAUCAUGCAAGAAGGCAAUAGCAACAUUCUCAUUAAACACAUAAACUCUCCAUGUUUGCAAGAGAUGUACCUCACACCAUCUAACACAAGAUGAACACCCAGUGCUAGGGAAGAUAUGUAGGAAGUACCAUAAGCAAACGUCUUUGCAAUAGCAUGUUGUGCAAGCAGGCAGGCAAGCAAGCAAAGGGCGUCCAGGACUCUCCCAAGAUGCAACACUACAGCUUGCCUACAGACACAGUGUUUAGGAAUGGAGAAAACAUUUGUCACAAUACACACAAGACUCAAGGAAGCAUCAGUAAAAGAAGAGAUGAACACUGGAGCUGUAAACUCUGUCCCUAAGAGAAAUGCAGUAGAAUAUCUUAGGACAUAAAACUAACAUUGUAUAAGUGAAAACAGGAGGCUACAUGGGUGAUCCUCUCCAGGUGAUAGAGACGUGUAGUGUCAUAAAUAGGUACAAUGAAAGAUGCCAGGCUCUAGAUCAUAAUAUUCCAAAUUAACCAGCUAUGCCAAUAUUGGGCCUGAAGGACCUACCAUCCCUAAACUUGAUUUUAAAAAUCUUACUGAAAUUAGAACUGACUGACAAAUUCCCAGAUGAUUUCUUGACUUGGUUGUGGGUCUAAGAUGUUUCCUGGGAUGAAUCAAACAGUGGUUGCCCCUUGCCAUCACAUGGAAGACGAAGAAGGAACUUCAGCCUAUGGAGCAGCAAAGUACAAAUGAGAAGGCUGAAGGACCUUUACAUGGUUGUAGCUCUUCUGCCAAUGGAUAUGUGUGGAUCUCCAAAACCAGAACAAAGCAAUAUGUGAUAAUAUCAAUGUCUAAACAUGCUCAACCACAUCACUCACAAACUGGCAGCCAUAAUUACGUUUUACUGUUCUUGAAGCCCAGGCUAGACACUGGCAGAGCAAACAGAAUGAAAACAGCAACAAAUUCAUUAGCACACCAUUCAAGAAUUAGCAAUUCAAAUUACUAGCCUUUCCCAGUAGUGAUGUAUGGAAGUGAAAGCUGGACCAUAAAGAAGGCUGAUCGCCGAAGAAUGGAUGCUUUUGAAUUAUGGUGCUGGAGAAGACUCUUGAGAGUCCUAUGGACUGCAAGAAGAUCAAACCUAUCCAUUCUUAAGAAAAUCAGCCCUGAGUGCUCACUGGAAGGACAGAUCCUGAAGCUGAGGCUCCAAUACUUUGGCCACCUCAUGAGAAGAGAAGACUCCCUGGAAAAGACCCUGAUGUUGGGAAAGAUUGAGGGCACAAGGAGAAGGGGACGAUAGAGGAUGAGAUAGUUGGACAGUGUUCUCGAAGCUACGAACAUGAGUUUGACCAAACUGUGGGAGGUAGUGGAAGACAGGAGUUCCUGACCAUGGGGUCACAAAGAGUUGGACAUGACUAAACGACUAAACAACAGCAAGCAUAUCAUCUGGCAUAUUAUCUGCAUGGUCUAAAACAGCGAAACACAAAUAAGAGGGAUACCUCCUUUCACGAGAGAUCUUAGAUCCAGAAGUCUUAUUUGUAUAUUAUACAGAUUCUUGACACAGCACAUACCCAAAUCGGACGCCACAGAAUGCACAAAUAAAGUGUGUUAUCAUACUGUUAAUGUAUCCACCUGAAGAAUAAAGGAAAAGAUUUGUGCUCAGAAGCAGUAUGGCGCAAAAGUAUGUAAAUAAGAAUGGUGAAGAAAAGGUACACCCACUGUAUCCUCUUUGGUAGUUUGGGGAACCUCUGAUUUUUGGCUCUCAUGCUAUUAUCUUUUUGGAAUGUAACAAUGUUCCACUUGGUCUAUCAUGGCCAUAGUGCUUCUUUUUCUCACAUUUCCCAUUUUUCAUUCAUCUCUACCCCCACUUUCUCCCCCAAUAUUAAAGUGAAUCAUCUUUCUUUAAUAUGAAUGAAAACAUACUCUCCUUUGUACAACACAAACUUUUAAGAAUGGAAACUCUCAAAGGCAGGAAUGUGAUCUUAAAAAACUGCUGCCACACAGGAGUAAUUAUAUAUCCACAUACACAUAAAUCUUAUGUCAAAUGAUUACAAAGAUAAAUAUGACUAUCUUCACAUACAUUUAAAGAAGCAUAAGAAAACUAGAAGAAUACAGAACACCAGAAAACAAAAAAGCCCAACCAAAUAUUGCAAGAAUUGCAUUUUUAAAUCUCUUCACAGGGUGUCACUCUUUACUGUUAAAUACCUCUUGCAGACUCAUAGGAGAGCUCCUCCUCCUUGCUGUCAUCAGAAAAUAGGCAGCACCAAAAGUGAAGGAGCACAAAGGAUAAUAGCAAGCUGGAUUAACCACCCCCCCACUCCAAUAUUGCACAUAACAGAGGGGGAUUCAAAGGAAGAUAUUUGAUAUGGUUGUUCCUUGGAGAGACUACUCGGUGAGGAAGCAGCUGCUGCAGUUGGUCCUUCUUCACACAGCCUGGAUGGUGGGGAGUGGCCAGCUCCAUUAUUCUGUGCCGGAGGAAUCCCAGCAUGGCACCUUUGUGGGCCGCAUUGCCCAGGACCUGGGGCUGGAGGUGAGUGAGCUGGUGCCUCGGAUGUUCAGGAUAGUUUCCAAAGAGCACAAGGAUUAUUUAGAGGUAAAUGUGCAAAAUGGAAUCUUGUUUGUGAAUUCUAGGAUGGACAGGGAGGAGCUUUGUAGCAAGAACCCUGUUUGUGCCAUUCACCUGGAGGUGAUUGUGGAUAACCCCAUGAGGAUCUUCCAUGUGGACGUGGAGAUUGCAGACAUAAACGACAAUGCCCCUGUUUUCUCAGCAAGUGAGGAAAAUCUGUCUAUUCUAGAAUCAAGACUUGCAGGAUCCGUUUUCCCUCUAGAGGGAGCUUUAGAUGCAGAUGUUGGUACAAAUGCACAGUUAACUUACCACCUCAGCCCCAGUGAUCAUUUCAUGUUAGAUUUCCAAAGGAGCAGUGAGGACAAUUCCUUAGGCUUUGUAAUAACAAAGCCGUUAGACAGAGAAGAUAUUUCUGUGCAUCGCUUGCUGUUAACAGCCACGGAUGGUGGCCAACCUGUGCUAACGGGAACAGUUCAGCUGGUGAUCACAGUGCUUGAUGUGAAUGAUAACCCUCCUGUCUUUAACCAAUCAGUGUACAAGGUACAAAUGUUAGAAAAUGCUUCCCUUGGGACGUCAGUGGUUAAGCUCAAUGCCACUGAUGUGGAUGAUGGCAUUAAUAGAGACAUUACAUACUCUAUUCGUAGUGUAAUCCCACCUAAAUCAAGUACCAUGUUUAGAAUAGAUCCAAAUACUGGACAAAUUUUACUGAAUAAUGAAUUGGAUUAUGAGGACACUAAUUCAUAUGAAAUUCGAGCAGAAGCAACAGAUAAAAGUGCUUACCCCUUGUCUGGACACUGCAAGGUUUUAAUAGAAAUUCUGGAUGUGAAUGAUAAUAUUCCAGAGGUGUCAGUGACUUUCCUGUUGGUACCAGUUGCAGAGGAUUCUUCACUGGGGACAGUCGUAGCCUCAAUCAGUGUCUCAGACAGGGAUUCUGGGGUCAAUGGACAAGUGACCUGCUCUUUGUGGCCCACUGUGCUUCCUUUCAAGCUGGUAUCUACCUAUAAAAAUUACUACUCUCUGGUGCUGGCUGAAUCCCUGGACCGUGAAGAGAUGUCUGAAUACAGACUGGUGGUGACAGCCCAAGACCAAGGGACUCCAUCACUGUCAGCUAGCAGCAGCCUUGUGGUGCCCAUUGGUGAUGUGAAUGACAAUGCACCUGCUUUUCCUCAGCCUUCCUACACUGUCUUUGUGAAAGAGAAUAAUCCACCUGGUGCUCACGUCUUCACAGUGUCUGCCUUAGACCCAGACUUAGGUGAGAAUGCCCUUGUCAGCUACUGGCUGGAUGAGAAGCUUUGGUCAUUGUCAAGCUACAUCUCAGUGCACUCGGAGAGUGGAAAGGUCUAUGCUUUGCAGCCCUUGGACUAUGAGGAGGUGAAGCUGCUGGAGUUCCAGGUGAGAGCCAAGGAUUCUGGGUUCCCCCCUUUAUGUGGCAACGUCACAAUACAAGUUUUUGUGGUGGAUGAGAAUGACAAUGUGCCUGCGGUAUCUAGGCCAGAAGAGGUGUCCCUUGCUCUGCUGGUAGCCCCUGUCUUGGCUGGACAUGUGGUGGGCAAGGUCCAUGCCCUGGAUGCUGACUCAGGCUAUAAUGCAUGGCUGCGCUAUGAACUGCAUGAGGCAACCAGAGGCCCCUGGCGUGUGGGGCUGUACAGUGGUGAGAUUAGUACAACACGUGCCCUGGAUGAGAUGGAGGGCAGCAGCAGCCAGAGUGUGCUAGUGCUUGUGAAGGAUCACGGCAAGCCAGCACUGUCCACUACAGCCACAUUGAGUGUGUCAUUUGUGGCAAGCACUCAGGUAAUCCAUAGAGAUGCUCACCUUCCUAGAAUGGGAGGGAGUCCAAAGCCAUUGGUGGACAAUGUCAACGUCUACCUGAUUGUUGCUAUCUGCUCAGUAUCCAGCUUGUUCCUGCUUGUGAUUAUAGUAUACAUGGCUCUGCGAUGUCAGUGUCAACCCAAGGAGCCUGUGAUGUAUGGCCCUGGCACAGCCACACUGGUUUGUGCCAGUGAGGUGGGCAGCUGGUCCUAUUCAAAUCGCCACAGCCACAUCCUGGCAGCUGCGAGUGGGGAGCCUGGUGCCAAAAAUGAUCUGAUGGUUUUCAGUCCUGGUAUUCCUUCCAUUGUGGAGAAUGGGAAGCAGCAGGAUCUGCUCUGUGCAACGGUUAGUGCCCUUUCUGAACUAUUUUAUUAUGCAUAUUUGUGUUAUAAUAUUUGUGUAUAUAAUUUUCAUCUGUUUUAUUUUUAA